Messenger RNA from Doryrhamphus excisus (bluestripe pipefish), 5520 nucleotides. The record is from RefSeq and is a predicted model, not a curated record. NCBI's taxonomy places the organism in Eukaryota, Metazoa, Chordata, Actinopteri, Syngnathiformes, Syngnathidae.
CUGGAUGUGGUUUGGUGGCCGAUGUUCCAUAAACUCUCAAUGGUGAGUUUUACCGGAAGAGGUCAGUUGAUUUGAUUAAUUUAUUGUUUCAUUGUAAUGGGUACUUUAAAAUUAUGUUGCUAAUGGUGUUAUUUAAUUUGUCACAUUUUAAGUGUUACAGUACUUAUGUAUGCUUCUGACAGUGUUCUAUUUAAAAUUGGUUGUUAGUAGUUAUAUUUAUAUCGCGAAUAGUGCCUAACAAUGCCUUUAUGUAUUUAUCUUCUUUUGUCUCUGGUAUUAUACGGGAGCCAGGCAACGACAUUUCGUUGGCAAUUUCACUGCUGUUAUUGUGCAAUGACAAUAAAAGUCUAUCUUUAGUGGCCCACCCUUAAAUUGUACAAUAACACGUUUUGUCCACAAGGUGGCAGCAUUUGCUUACUAUGCCCAACAUAUCUAAUGUCUCGUCGCUGAACCUGAUCAAUGAUUUUUUUAAAGGUGAAUUGCAGCUCGUGUGUUGGCAAAUAUAAUUAUUUAUUGCUUCCAAAGGUUAUCUGUGGGAGUUAGUGCACUAAUGUUGUAACAACAUGUAACAAGUUGUCAUCUGUGGUAGUCACAUGACAGGAAGUAUUACCUGCUUGCAUCGGUGGGCCACCAUGUAGUCCUCUGCUCCUCCAAAGGAGUUCGCUGACAUCUCAAAUGUCGCAAAGGAAGCCUCUAUGUAUGGUUCUGUUUGGUUCUAGAAUGUGACUUCAGUGAGUGAAGAACACUGCUCACCCCCGCCUGCUCAGGACAACUUCAUGGCCGACUGCAAAGAACUCUGGGAAAAUGCUGAUAAGCAUAACUGCUGCAUUUCCUGGGACAGGAGGGUGCGCAUCAAUCAGCAUCUGUGGGGUUCUUGGGCCCGCCCACAUGUCAGAUAGUCGCGUGUAAAGACCACGUACAGAAACAGACAUUUGGAGCAGGAGAAACUGGGGUGGGAAGCAUUCAGAUGGAACCAGUUCUUGUUGAGCUCCCAAAAUCACAGGAACAUCUUGUUCACCAGAGGACAACCUUCAUCAUCAUUGUAAGCAAAAGUCUCAGACUGCUCACGUGGUUCGGCCUGGGAUCCUGGAUCCAGACUGCUGAGUCAUUGCUUCAUGACCCGGUCCAGCAUUCUGCUUUCCCUCCAUGGACGUCCACACUGAGAUCAACACAUGCGACUGCACACUUUCACUUCAUCGGUCUGGCAGGUGAACCAGUGGCACCCACUGGUCCCAACCGCGACUGUCCCUGCAGAACCUUUGGAGCUUCCCCAGAGCAGAGCUCUUCCAGGAUGAUGUCUGCGGGUUCUGCUGGAACAUCAAAGACACACAAGGUCAGAAAACAAACACACACACACACACCCUGCUUUGUGUGCAGACACUCACCGUGACCAGAACGCAGUGUGGGUCGAGCGGUUCCCUUCCAGCCCUGGCCCCUCCCACAAGUUCAGCCAGACGCCGCAUGUUGUCGACAUGCACGAUGUCGAUGUGGUUGUCACAGCAGAAGGCGCGGAUGAGCGUGAAGUGGAUCUGCAGUGCCGCGUCGUGUUUGUCGCUGUCGUCGGAGGCCAGUACACACAGAACCACGUUGUCUGAAUCUCUGUGGACAGGAAGUAAGUCAGCAACUGGCGGCCCAAGGGCCCAAGGAGGCAGCCAUCUUGCUUGGGACUUACACAUUGAGAGACUUGGCAGCCUCAUAGACACCCACAGUGAUGCAACCCUGAGGUAAGGCUGCACUCAGAACCUCCUCCAAGGCAUGGGCCACAGACUCCAUCCUAAUAAGCACAAAAAUGACAGUCACUUUGGAUGAGGUAACAUUGCAAUGCUUCUCUCCUCCUAACUUCAUUUAACCAUUAAUAAUACUAAUGAACUAAUUAGCAUCAGUGCACUGAGCAGCAUAAGCCAUAUUUAAAAUGCAAACAUGCUAUUGCAAACAUAGCUAAGAACAAUAAGCCUCAUAAAAAAUAUAGAAAUUGUUCACCUUUCAGAAGCGUUUUCUCCACUAUUAUCCUCAAGCGUCAUGUUUGUGUCCGCAGAGUUCAGUUGACACUAAGUUCUGUUGGAUCCAAGACGAAGUCAGCCUCUUCAAAUCCUCAGCUCCGCCAUUAUUUGCAUAAACCCCGCCCACCGACCACAAGGCCUGGCCCUCUUUUCGUGGGCGGUGUUUUUACAAACAGCGGCACCCUGUGGCCAAAGCGACGCACUGAGUUUGGUUUUGUUUUAAGCAUUUAAACCUAAAAUCAGAUACUUUACUAAUGCGCUUUAAUUCUUUUCACUUAGCUAAUUUUCUCUUCUUGUGCUCUGCAACGUUUGUACUGACUGUAAGGACUUUUACAUCAAACGUUUUUGUCUCUUCUGUUAUGGCGCCUCUGCUGGUUGUUAUUGGUAGCACGUGCUGACUUGAGAUCAGUCUCCGUUCCCACAUUUAACUUGACUUAUGCUAGCUAAAUCUGACCCGAGAUCAGAGCCUAUUAUUUCCCGCCAACGUGGCACAUUACGAUGAUGAUGGUGCUGCUUUUCACCCGGAGUAAAGACAUUGUUUGUAUAAACAGCUGUCUCUCUGCACCCAGAACUUGACUGAUCAGCUGACCCGCAACACUGAUGUUGUGCGUGUUGACCUUUGACCUGCCGCUAUCAUGUCCUUCCUCCUAUGUGGAAGUCUUGGAUUAACUUUGACCUGUUUUGUAUCUCCGAGAGCUGUGGACUAACCAUGGACCGCAAAGUUCGCCCAAGGUCACAAUCUGACCGCCACCCCCACAGGGACCAUCGCUUCAGGUAUGAGCAGGGUCCUCCAGGGCCGGAGUACAGGGUGACUGACAGGCUUUGGCCCGGUCCUGCUGAUCAUCACUACUGGACUCGGCACUGUAGCGGUGCUCCUGCUGCCUUCCAGAAUCUUGACAACAGCCUGCAGUACUCCAGCGCCCCCCCAGAGCAGCGCUGCCACCUCAGCAGGCGAGGAUACGACUACCAAGCGUACGCUCAGUAUGACUACGACGCACAGUACGCGUACUACAACUACUACAGCGCAGACCAGCAUACCUCCUGGUGGCCUCAGGACUCCUGGGGGGCGGAGCGCCAUCAUGACGGAACGUCAAGCUCCUACGCCUGCAGUUAUUCAAAUAUAGCGUCAUGUGACCCUGGAGACCAGGAGGUGCGUCCGUCCAAGUACACAAAGGACUCAUUAGAAGCUUCCAGAGCGUCAGGAUUAUCAUCUAGCAGCUAUGAGCUCAGUCAGUACAUUAACGGAGGUGAACAAUGCAAACCAGUGACUGACUCAGGUCUGAGUCCCCCGGCGGUUCCUUUCAAGUUCUCUGGCCCUCACGUCGUUGUCAGCUUUGGACCCUCGGGGCAGCUUGUCAAGGUCACGCCGGGUCGCUCGGCACGGGGAUGCCUGUGCCAAGUGGAGAUGCACAGUCUGGAGGUCAUCCUGAGUGAGACACACGAGCAGCAGGAAAUGAGGAACUUUCCAGGACCUUUAACUCGGGAAGAUUUGCACAAAGUGGAUGUUAUUGACUUCGCACACCAAAAGACGCUGGCCUGCAGCAAUGACGACGGGAGCUCUGCUGCCCUCUUGUGGAAGAUUCUCAUACUGCUGUGCAGACAAAAUGGUCAAAUAGUUGGCUCCGAUGUUGCGGAGCUGCUGAUGCAGGGAUCACUCUCAGACGGGAGCAUCGUGUCCGAUGACACGACUCUCAUUGACUUCAGCGAGGACAAUGUUGCUGAGGCACCCCCUAGUCUGGGAGAUGACCUCCUCACGGGAAGCUGCAGUGCUGAGAUGUCUAAGAAAAGCCUGCAAAGCUACACUCAGCUGCUAUUGGCCGGGAGGAAGAAGGAGGCUCUGGAGUCAGCUAUGAGUGGCGACCUGUGGGGACAUGCCCUCUUUUUAGCCAGCAAAAUGGACAUGAGGUCCUACACCACUGUGCUGGACAGGUUCACUGGACAGCUGAGUGCCACCGACCCACUACAGACUCUCUUCCAGCUUCUAUCAGGGAGAAUCCCAGCUGUUGCCACGUGGUGCGGCGGCCCCAACCGGGUCGACUGGCGCCCUCACCUGGCUGUGAUGCUGUCCAACGAGACAGGCGACUCCACUCUCCGACAGCGAGCAGUGGUCACCAUGGGAGACACACUAGCCUCCCGAGGCCUCGUGCACGCUGCCCACGUGUGCUACUUGAUGAGUGGCGUUCCUUUCGGUGCCUUCACCGAGACGACAGCCAGGAUGGUUCUUCUUGGCUGUAGCCACAAGGACACCUUUAGGCGCUUUGCCUCCAACGCUGCCAUCCGCUGCACUGAAAUCUACGAGUUCUGCCAGACACUUGGUGCCAAACACUUUUCCAUCCCAUCAUUCCAGGUCUUCAAGUUUUUAUACGCCGCUCGUCUUCUGGACUGUGGACUGGCUUGUCAGGCACUCCAUUACUGUGAGGUGAUAGGCCGGACCCUCCUCGUGCAGCCAGAAGUCUUCCAUGUUUUGACGGAGGAACUCAUUAAGCUGGCUGAACGCCUCACACACGCAGAAGGUCCAUUUAGUGCGGUUGGGUCGAGUGGCACCGGACAGGAGCCAAGCUGGCUGACAGCACUGCGAGCUAGGCACCAUGGUUUUUUGAAGAAAGGGUCUGACAGGGCUGACAUCCAACAAGCUGUUCCUCAAGCUGAAGAGCACAAUAACAAGUUCUCAGAACCUGACAUCACUGGCAGUCAGAGUCCAGAAACAGAACCUCUUCACGGCAAUAGAACCAUGGAUGGACACACUUUGGGACAACAAUUGUCCUGCAAUGUCGGAGGAACUCAGGAAUGGACCGAGGCCCAACCUCCGAUGCCAAGAGUGACUGCUCACGCCUACCCAGCAUCCUCAGCAGCUGUGUGGGACCAGAACAUAGAACAGAACACAGCUGGUGCUGAGGUUGGAAGCGUCUCGCCACGUGAAAGCGGGUGGCCUGUAGCAGCACAGUGCGCAGUGCUGCCUUCUGGAGUGGCGCCGGGACGGAACCAGGUGUCAGAGUCUUCUCACACCAAGCAGCUUUCUUCACAGAGCACAAGGUCAGGAUGGUUCCGUGGAUGGUUCCGGUCCAAGUCCCCUGACAGGAAGUGAUGUCAUCACCUAAAGGGUCUACCUCCCAGAUGGCGGUGAGAGUGCGCUUGAUUGCGUUUACUGCAGUGGCAGUACAUGCACUUGAAGAAGGUAAUCAUAGACACAUGGUAAAUGUUAAGAGGAAUAUAUACGUAGACUUGAAUGUACGUAUAGUGUAUAUACAGUACGUGACCUUUAAAGUGGAAGUAUGACACUUUUUUUCUUGUGACUCACAAAGUUGAUGUCAAAGGCAAAAUUUUAACUUUGAAUAAUUAGAAUUCUAACAUUUGAAUUGUGUGUUAUACAAUCAUGGACGAGAAGCGCAAAUCUUCAAGUUGAUAAAUAUUUAGUUUAAUAUUGUUACUUAGUUGCGUUUUCUAAAAAUGUAAAAUGUGCAAUACUUGAAAGCAGGAAAAGACCAUAUACAGAAUGAUUGUGUUUUGUUGUUGCAUUUAU